AUGUCCUCCGAACACUGGAGCUUCUUUGGGCUACCGCCCUUCUUCACCGAGCAGCACUCACCGGCUACGGUGGACAGGCAGUGCACUCUAUGGUCGAACCUCCUCCUCGACCACGCCAUCUACCACGCCAAGCGCACCGCCGGCGGCGAUACCAACGCCCUUCUGCGCUUCUAUAAUACCCAGAGCGACGUCUUCUACAACCCGGCCAUCAAUAAGCGUCUGAGCCCAGAGGCAGCUCACACGAUGCUGCAGUCGCUUGUUGCACGCCACCCAAACCACGCCGUCAUCGUCUCGGACGGCGGCCCCAGGGACUUCUCUGUGCUCGUGUGCACGACGGAGGACGGGUUCAAGGGGAUGGAGGAGACGUUGCUGCGCUACAUUCUCGGCCACGGCGAGGUGCAGACGACGGCAAUGCUCUCGAAAACGGGUACAGUCAUGACCUUCGACGAGCUCGCCAGCGGCACAGCCCUCGGCUACGGGCAGGCUCGUCCAGUGUAUCUCGCGCGAUUUUCCUCUGCUGCCGUUCCAGUUGCUGAUGUCGGCCGCCUCUCCGAGGAGCAGGCGAUCCGCAUGUACUUGCACGCUCUGAACCAUCGCCCCGUGUCGGCGAUGCGCCCCUUCAAGGUGACUCUCUUUAACCUCGACGGGACCACGACACAGCCCUACCAAGGCGUCAAGUUUGGUGGCGAAUGA
Molecule: messenger RNA, 693 nt
Organism: Leishmania mexicana MHOM/GT/2001/U1103
Lineage: Eukaryota; Euglenozoa; Kinetoplastea; Trypanosomatida; Trypanosomatidae
Exons: 1
Coding region: 1-693 (230 amino acids)
Biological process (GO): protein transport to vacuole involved in ubiquitin-dependent protein catabolic process via the multivesicular body sorting pathway
Cellular component (GO): ESCRT II complex
Molecular function (GO): protein homodimerization activity; structural molecule activity
Source: RefSeq, a predicted model, not a curated record